CCGCGGCCGGGAUGCGCUCGGAGGCGGCGCAGCAGCUGGGCGGCCUGGAGAGGUUCGCCAGCGCCGGCAAGGGCCGGGGGCUGCGGGCGCGGCGGCGCUUCGCCGUGGGGGAGCUGCUGUUCAGCUGCCCGGCCUAUGUCGCCGUGCUGACCGUCAGCGAGCGCGGCGGCCACUGCGACGGCUGCUUCGCCAGGAAAGAAGGAUUGUCCAAGUGCGGAAGAUGCAAGCAGGCCUUUUACUGCAAUGUGGAAUGUCAGAAAGAAGACUGGCCAAUGCACAAGCUGGAAUGUGCCUCCAUGUGCACUUUUGGGCAGAACUGGAAUCCCUCAGAGACUGUGAGGCUAACAGCAAGGAUCCUUGCCAAACAGAAAACUCACCCAGAAAGAACGCAGUCAGAGAGGCUGUUUGCUGUAAAGGAGUUUGAAUCACACCUUGACAAACUAGACAAUGAAAAGAGAGAGCUGAUUCAGAACGACAUUGCUGCUCUUCAUCACUUUUACUCAAAGCACUUGGACUACCCUGACAAUGCUGCUCUUGUAGUUCUCUUUGCACAAGUUAACUGUAAUGGCUUCACAAUUGAAGAUGAAGAACUCUCCCAUUUGGGAUCAGCCAUAUUUCCUGAUGUUGCAUUGAUGAACCAUAGCUGUUGCCCAAAUGUGAUUGUGACUUACAAGGGAACCUUGGCUGAAGUCAGAGCUGUUAGAGAGAUUGAGCCUGGAGAUGAGAUUUUCAGCAGCUAUAUUGACCUGCUGUAUCCCACAGAAGACAGAAAUGACCGGUUAAGAGACUCCUAUUUCUUUAGUUGUGAUUGCAGGGAGUGCACUACAAAAGAAAAGGAUAAAGAGAAACUGGAAAUCUGCAAGCUGAAUGAUCCUCCGUCAGCAGAGACAGUAAAAGACAUGAUCAAAUAUGCCAGGAACGUGAUUGAGGAAUUCAGGCGAGCCAAACACUACAAAUCCCCUAGUGAAUUACUGGAGAUCUGUGAACUCAGCCUGGACAAGAUGGGUGCAGUGUUUGAAGACAGUAAUGUUUAUAUGUUACAUAUGAUGUACCAGGCCAUGGGUGUCUGUCUCUACGUGCAGGAUUGGGAAGGUGCGCUGUGUUAUGGGCAAAAAAUUAUCAGACCCUACAGUAAACAUUAUCCUUCCUACUCGCUGAAUGUUGCCUCCAUGUGGCUGAAAUUAGGGAGACUCUACAUGGCACUGAAGAACAGGACGGCUGGAGUUAAAGCCCUGAAGAGGGCAAUUGCUAUCAUGGAAGUAGCACAUGGGAAAGAUCAUCCAUACAUUUCAGAGAUCAAAAAGGAAUUAGAGGACCACUGAGCCUUUGAAUCUAUGCAAUCCUUCAAACCUUUAUUUAAAAAGCCUUGUUAUGGAAACCUUCAGGAGCGCUUUGAAAAGCGGUAGAGUAUGAACACAGUUCUGUCCUAUAAUUGGAAUGACAAACACACUUAGGCCUAGCUUCCACACAUCUACAAUUGCCUUUUUUUUUUUUUUUAAGGAAGCAUCCAUGGUUUCUUAAAGGUUAUGCCUUUUGAUGGCUCAUGUGCAAAAAUGGCCAUUUUUUUCUUUAGGGAUGUUGGUGUGGAUCUUAUUUGUAUGAAGUAAAUAAAAUGGUCUUGGUCACUCUUGAUUCCACUUGUACACUUAAAUGGGUGCAAUAGGUUUGUGAUAUGUACUUUUGCCCAAAUAGUUUUGCUUACUCUGACAAAUUAGCAAAAGCCCUUUUUCUGU
Messenger RNA from Cyanistes caeruleus (blue tit), 1733 nucleotides. It is a transcript of the gene SMYD2, whose product is annotated as SET and MYND domain containing 2. The record is from RefSeq and is a predicted model, not a curated record. NCBI's taxonomy places the organism in Eukaryota, Metazoa, Chordata, Aves, Passeriformes, Paridae. Gene Ontology annotation, molecular function: histone methyltransferase activity; protein binding; protein-lysine N-methyltransferase activity. Gene Ontology annotation, cellular component: nucleus.